AUGCAGAAGUCCCCGAUCGUAUAUGACACAACAGAUGCCAUAAACUAUAUGAGGGAAGUUAAGGACACUUACCUAGAUCGAAAUGAGAAGUAUGAUGUGUUCAUUGCCCUUAUGAGGGAGGUUGACAAUCCAGGUGUCAUUGCAGGAAUAAAAGAACUGUUUGUGGCGAAUCUGAACUUACUUCUAGGUUUCAAUAAAUUCUUGCUCCGGGAGUUUGAAAUCACCCUGGGUGAUGUAGAGGUUGCCCCUGAUGACACAAUAAAGGAUUUUGAAGAGGCUCUAGGUGUCAUCAAGAAGAUAAAGAAGCGUUUCGGAAGCAACCACCAUGUCUACACAUCUUUUCUAGACCAUUUGGAUGCGUACAAGUAUGGAGGCCAUAGCGUUGAUGAGGUCUACUAUGAGAUCAACAUGGAUCGUCCCCCGACUGCUGCUAAUAACCUUAAUUCAUCAAGACAGCCUUCUGUUGAAUCAGUUGAUAAUCCAGGAGUCAUUGCUGGAUUGAAGAAACUAUUUGUAGGGCAUCCGAACUUACUUCUUGGUUUCAAUAAAUUCUUGCCCCAAGGCUUUGAAAUCACGCUGGAUAAUGAAGAAGAGAUUACCCUUGAUGAGCUCACAAGGAAAUUUGAGGAGGUUUUAAGUUUCGUCAAAAAGGAGCGUUUUGAAAGCAACCAUCGUGUCUACACUUCUUCUUCGGACCAUGUGGAUGCGUACAAGGACAGGAAAAAGAGCAUUGAUGAGAUCUACCAUGAGAUCAACACGGAUCAUCCCUUGAAUGCUGCUGAUAACCUGAAUUCAUCAAAACAACAUUCUGCUGAAUCGCAAAAUCCCCCAGUUGUAUAUGACACAACAGAUGCCAUAAAUUAUAUAAGGGAAGUUAGGGACACUUACCUUGAUCAAGAGGAGAAAUAUGAUGCAUUCAUUGACCUUAUGAGGGAGUACAAAGAUAAAAGGGUUGAUAGUCCGGGAGUCAUUGCCGGAUUGAAGAAACUAUUUGUAGGGCAUCCGAAUUUACUUCUAGGUUUCAAUAAAUUCUUGCCUCGGGGGUUUGAAAUCACAUUGGAUAAUGAAGAAGAGGUUACGCCUGAGGAGCUCGCAAGGGAAUUUGAGGAGGCUUUUAGUCUCGUCGAGAAGAUAAAGGAGCGUUUUGAAAGCAACGACCAUGUCUACACUUCUUUAUUGGACCAUCUGAAUGCGUAUAUUGAUGGAAACAAGAGCAUUGAUGAGGUCUACCGUGAGGUUGCUUUACUUUUUAAGGACCACCCAGAUCUGUUGGUCGAGUUCACCAAAUAUAUUCAAGAAGAGUAAUUAGCUAUACAUUUUCUGUAUUACCAGA
Molecule: messenger RNA, 1333 nt
Organism: Oldenlandia corymbosa var. corymbosa
Lineage: Eukaryota; Viridiplantae; Streptophyta; Magnoliopsida; Gentianales; Rubiaceae
Source: the annotation of a GenBank genome assembly